CUGUUUUGCCUAUUCGUGGCCUGUGACGUCAGAGGGAGGAGCGCGGAGGGAGCUACGGAAAGUGAGAGGGUCCAGGCCCCACUGUCGUUCUGGAGGCGGAGAAGGAGCAAGAUGGUUUAUAUCUCGAAUGGACAAGUGUUGGACAGCAGGAGUCAGUCCCCAUGGAGAUUGUCUUUUAUAACGGAUUUCUUCUGGGGAAUAGCUGAGUUUGUGGUUUUGUUUUUCAGAACUCUGUUUCAGCAAGAUGUGAAAAAGAGAAGAGGCUACGGAAGCUCAUCUGAUUCCAGAUAUGACGAUGGAAGAGGGCCACCAGGAAACCCCCCCAGAAGAAUGGGUCAAAUUAAUCAUCUGCGUGGCCCUAAUCCUCCUCCAAUGGCCGGUGGAUGAGGACGGUAAAUGUCUGCUCUAAGAAGCAGACAACUGGACAAGCACAUUCAUAGCAGAAGGAAACCAUCAAGAAAUGGAGUGUUGACCACACUGGACAAGUUAGAUGAAUGUGUACUCUAAACAAGGAUUGCUCUGUGUCCUCACAGAUGAAUGAGGUCGUGCUGGGAAUUCCCCCCUCAGGGAUCUGGCAUGACUGACAGGCAGUUCUAUAAAUGCACAUGUUUGUCUCAUCUUUUUUGUAUCGUUUAUGAAAGUAUUAAUAUAGUUUUAAUAAGUAAAUAUUUUUAGGUUACAAGACUGACUUCUCAUCUUUAUAUAAUUAAAACACAGCUCCAAAUUUGAAGAAAAAUAAAUGGCUGCAUAUUGAGUACUAUUAGUGUCACCUUUUUCAACUUCUGAAAUACUGUUCAUUGCUUUUGUUGUUCUUUAUAAAUAAAUCACAGUGUAUUUCAGUAGUAUGCA
Messenger RNA from Kogia breviceps (pygmy sperm whale), 849 nucleotides. It is a transcript of the gene SELENOK, whose product is annotated as selenoprotein K. Gene Ontology annotation, biological process: endoplasmic reticulum calcium ion homeostasis; calcium ion transport. The record is from RefSeq and is a predicted model, not a curated record. Gene Ontology annotation, cellular component: endoplasmic reticulum membrane; Golgi apparatus. NCBI's taxonomy places the organism in Eukaryota, Metazoa, Chordata, Mammalia, Artiodactyla, Physeteridae.